AUGGAAUCCUCGUCACGGUCAAAACAUAAAGGCGAUAAAUCGAACAGUUCAAGGACUAUUCCUGUACCCCAGCAAAGUCCUCAGCAGAUUCAAAUUCCGGAGCGGGAUGAUGAUGAUGGUGAUGUAAUGGAUGGAGAAUUAGCAUUUGAUCUGUUGGAAGAAGACCUAACCUGUGUAGUGUGUAGGCAGAUUGCAGUACAGGCUGGAAAUCGAUUGGUUGAAUGCGAUGCCUGCCAUGCUCUUUACCAUCAGGACUGCCAUAAGCCCGUCAUUAGUGACAAUGAUAUGGGCUCAGGUUGGCAAUGUGCUUCAUGCCUUUCAUCUCAAUGUCUGGCAGCAGGAUUUGCCAGCAAGACAUCAUCAUCUUCAAAAUCACCAUCACAUGUUUCUGGAUCUACUACUCCUGUCAAGAUAUCUUCCAGUAGUUCUGCUUCUUCAUCACCUUCAAAAGUUGUGACUCCAAAUAUUAAUAUUAUAUCUGCUGCAGAUAAAAGGCUGCAGAUAAUGAAAAAGAAGGCUGCUAAGCAGCAUGAAAAGAAAAAAUCUUCUAAA
Iphiclides podalirius (scarce swallowtail) is the source of this 552-nucleotide messenger RNA. The record is from the annotation of a GenBank genome assembly. Lineage: Eukaryota; Metazoa; Arthropoda; Insecta; Lepidoptera; Papilionidae.